Malaya genurostris is the source of this 2623-nucleotide messenger RNA. RefSeq names its product zinc finger protein 91-like. The record is from RefSeq and is a predicted model, not a curated record. The coding region runs from base 253 to 2583 and encodes 776 amino acids. NCBI's taxonomy places the organism in Eukaryota, Metazoa, Arthropoda, Insecta, Diptera, Culicidae. Gene Ontology annotation, biological process: regulation of transcription by RNA polymerase II. The transcript has 6 exons. Gene Ontology annotation, molecular function: DNA-binding transcription factor activity; RNA polymerase II cis-regulatory region sequence-specific DNA binding.
CCAUAUGGCUAUACAUUCUUAAACCCGCCUGAUGGUUUGUUUGAGAAAUGCGCGUCAGACUCAUUUCAAACCUUCAGAAGGAAACAAGUUUCCUGAAAAGUGACUUGGGCUGGCUAUUCACAUUCCUUCGUCCAGUCAUAAAUUUGUCCGAUGCCCUGAUGCUACUUCCCACAUAUGGGUAAAAUUUUACUCGUUUUGGAGUUACUUUUUAUAAGCUUGUGCAACAUUUUUGACAGCAUUCAAAAAUAUUGAAUGGAAGAACUAUCGAAAGUAAAACUAGAGGCAGAAAAUGUUGCACUUUUACAAGCCAAGUGCGCUGAAAACUGCAACCAAACAUUGGAAUACUUGAAUAAAGAUGUUGAUACAAGUAAAGAUCGAGUAAAGCAAAAUUCAUUGUUGAUAGAGGACUCCAGCAUCGAACCGAUUCCGAUUCAGUACACAAACUAUAACGUAAUUAGUGAAAGGGAAGAAACUCCGGGGUCUUACUAUGCACCAACCGACAGUACUGAAGCGAACAGUUCGCAGGCAGCAUCCGCAAUUCCAUUCUACGAUACGAGACGACCACAUGAAUGCGAAGUUUGUGGUAAACGAUUUCUUCAGAAAAGAAACCUAGUUGAACACGUCCGAACACAUCGUGGCGAGCGGCCUUUAUCUUGCGACAUAUGUGGAAAGACAUUUUCCAGGAGCGGCUGCCUUUCGCGUCAUCGAUAUUUCCACUCCAGCGAGCGACCAUUCCAGUGUACCGUAUGCGGAAAAAACUAUAUCGACCAAAGAUACCUGACCAAGCACAUGUUCUUUCACACGGGCGAAAGACCCCACAGAUGCCAUGAAUGUGGUAAAGGUUUUGUGUACAAAAAUAGUCUAGAGAAUCAUAUGUCAACCCACACCGGAGACUAUCGGCUCGUAUGCGAUGUGUGUGGCAAAGGAUUCAAUAAACUAAAUGAAUUGGAUAAACAUAAGGUUAUUCAUACUAGUAAACCAACGCACAGUGAGGCAAACGCGGUCUCAGUUACUAUACGACCAUAUGAAUGCGAUCUUUGUGCCAAAGGAUUUCACCAGAAGAGCGCCCUUGCAGAACAUAUCGCAAGGCAUCGUGGUGUACGACCCUACAGUUGUGAUGUCUGCAAGAAAACGUUCACCUGCCGAACCACUUUGUCACGGCACCGCUAUAUCCACACCAGUGAACGACCGUGCAAAUGUCUCGUGUGUGGCAAAGGCUUUAUCUGUAAAAGUCAUCUUGACACACACAUGGCCAUCCAUAGCGGCGAGCGACCGCACACCAAAUCCAAAGGAACGAAAUCGACGGAGGUUUCACCGUUGAAGCAAUCCACAGUCGACCUCGAUGAGAGGAGACAUUUUAAUAACAUGGAAAGUUCCGUAUCAUUAACAGAUUUUGAUCUAUCAAAAGUUAAGUGCGCUAAUGUUGUUGAUCGGACAAUGAAAAACCUGCAACGAAACAGUGAAACUAUGGGGAAUGGUUCCAUGUCUGACUGUAUCAAUGUAAAUAAUAAUCCUGAAUUUAAACUUAGUCGGCUCUUCGAAGAUUCCGAAGAGAAACCAGCUACGAUAAAUUCUCAAAAUGACUAUGAAUUCGUUCAGAGUGACAAGAAGCUGCAGCCGCCUGCCAAUGGAACCAUCGUACGACCACACGAGUGCGAGCUUUGCGGAAAAAGAUUUCUCCAGAAGUGGCACCUGGCUGAACACGUUCGCGCACAUCGGGGCGAACGUCCGUUCGUUUGUGAUGUUUGUGGCAAGGCAUUUCCUAGAAGUGGUGACCUAUCCCACCAUCGGUAUUCGCACAGCGGUGAGCGCCCGUAUAAGUGUACAGUGUGCGGAAAAGAUUUUGCCCACAAAACUGCCUUCACUGCGCACAUGCCGCUACAUACGGGGAACUAUCGGCAUAAGUGUGACGUUUGUGGCAAAGGAUUCAAUGCUGGUUCUCGAUUGAAGGAGCACAAGCGCAUUCAUACCGGCGAGCGACCGCACAAGUGUGAUAUUUGCGGAAAAGGGUUUGCCAAAAUUGACCAAGUGACUGCCCACAUACGCACUCACACUGGUGUGCGACCGUAUCAGUGCGAUAUUUGCGGUAAAAGCUUUGUCGAACGGAACGUUCUCGUUCAUCACAAACGUACUCACGAUGGUAUCUAUCGCUUCGAGUGUAACGUUUGUGGCCGGGGUUUUAUAGCUAAAACGCGUUUAACUGAACACAUGCGUGCGCACAGUGGCGAAAAACCAUUCAAAUGCGACAUAUGUGGCAAAGGAUUUUCAAUGGCUGGAACUUUGAAUCGACACACGCGGUUACAUGAUUCCGAAGGUUCUUUUGGUUGUGAAAUUUGCAGUCAACAGUUUGUCACUCAGCAAGCAUUGGACAGGCACAAGUAUGAACAUGUCGGCGAUGAGUCGCACCGUUGCGAGACCUGUGGUAAAGAAUUUGUCGUCCGGUACUAUCUUGAUUUGCAUGUCCUGACGCAUACCGAUCAGAAGCCAUAUGAGUGUGAUAUCUGCGGAGCGGCAUUCGUGCAGAACAACUUACUGACCCAACACAGGGCGUAUCACAGGCCGGGUUCCGAAGGUGAAAAUUGAAUUGAACUGUCUGAAUAGUAAGGAAAAAUAAACGCUUUUG